GUCCUCGCUUUGCAUUCUUGAGACCCGGCUGCACGCUGUCGAGACCUUCGUUGAUAUCUAUCUACCCGUCUGCUUGCUGGCAUUGAGUGAUUUGUUGCUGGUCAGACUAGCUCGACGAACGGCAUCUGCUCGGCAUUCCCCGCUUCUCAUUCCACCUCGCCAUACCGACUGCACCACCACCACCGCCCAUCUGACUCGGCUCGACUCGACGCAUAGCUAUUCGCACCUUCGCCCACUCUCUCCGCGCAUUCUCUCGCCGCCGCCAGUCUUUACUUUACCAUGGCCGCUAUCACGCGUCAGCCGUUUGCCGAGCUCGGCUCGCCGCGCCUCCACGCCCUGCAGAGCGCGAAGAACAGGCAGAAUGCCUUCUCCAUGUCGCCCACCUUUGCUGCCUCGCCAUUGAAGUCCGCGCCCACGCCCUCGACGGGUAAGCGCCAGCGCGCGCCCGAGAUCUUCGAAGACGACGCCGACUCAGAGAACACGGAUCCCACCACCGUCAGCUCGCCCAGCAAGAAGACCAAGACCAGCGACGCCAGCGUCUUCACGAAGCCAUCCAGGUACUCGCUGACGACAUCGCCCGCCACUCCCGUGCCUUCGAUCCGCAAAGCCCUCUCCUCGCCCAACACGACGCAAUCCACGCCCAUUAGCCACACCCGCGGCUCGCCCAAGCACAACCGCGUUGGUGCCCUCUCCAAGCGCCGCGCCUCCAGCUCGCCCUUUCGACGCGUCGACCCGCCUUCGUUCUCCCAGCGCCCCGCCCUCCCCUUCUCUAUCGACGCGGCUCUCAGCGGCACACUCAAGACCUACACCCCCAAAGCCGCUCCACCAACACCUGCACCCGCACCUGCACCUGCCCCUACACCUGCCCCCGUCCAAAAUGUCUCCACCCUCGACGACUCCAUGCCCAACAGCUGGUUCUUCGCCAUCCACGAGGACACGCCCGAGCAGGAGGCUGCCAAUCUGAUGGAGCACUCCGCGUCCGUCCUCGACAUCAGCACCGACGACGACAUGGAAGCCAAGAAGCUGACCGAGCACCUCGAGCGCGGCAAAGAGAACAUCCCACCCCCAGACUUCACCGCCACGCUCCCAGACCACGACGCCACAGAACACUCCACCCCGCGACCGCGUCUGAGGAAGAUCGCCCAAGACGCCAUGGACGAGGACCGCAGACCACUGGGCGACCUCCCACCCGCCGACUUCUACGCAGAGGGCUGCGACAAAGAUACCUAUGUCACCGUCGACACGGGUAUUGAGAAACCCUCGAGCCUGUCCAAGGAGUGCGAUUUCACACACGACGAGGCGGCGGAUGAGGAGAACGUCGCGCCUGUUGUUGAGCGGAAAGAAAUAACACCGGUUGGGAAGUCGGGUGGUGAUGUGCUUGCUCCUGCCUCAGUACAAAAAGACGGCGUGUCUGUUGCUCCAUGACAUGAGAUUUGAGGUUGCUUCCUUGUUUGUUGUCUUCUUCUUCUUCUUCUUCGCCACCACCACUUCUAUUCUGUUCUUGAACGUCGGAGUAUACAUGCAUACACGAUGUUAUGUUAGCGUUUUGUUUCUUGUCCAUCUUUUGUAGUUGUUUACGUUUGGAAAUAGCCGGUGCGGUGCGGUGCGGUGCUUUUGGCCAAUGGGCGAUACCUUUAGUCUAGCUAGUUUGCUGUUAUGUAGGUAGUGUUACCAAGGAGGAGAAAUAAUAAAUACAUCCCUUGACUUAUACAUACUUCUGUCUUGAUAUACAUGCAUCGCGUGCGUGAGACCAAGUCCGACGAUAAGCAACAAGCCCAUCGCCAGUCCUUCGCCCAUCCCCUCACAUAAACAAC
Molecule: messenger RNA, 1814 nt
Organism: Dothidotthia symphoricarpi CBS 119687
Lineage: Eukaryota; Fungi; Ascomycota; Dothideomycetes; Pleosporales; Dothidotthiaceae
Exons: 2
Coding region: 280-1425 (381 amino acids)
Source: RefSeq, a predicted model, not a curated record